Messenger RNA from Cylicocyclus nassatus, 1472 nucleotides. The record is from the annotation of a GenBank genome assembly. NCBI's taxonomy places the organism in Eukaryota, Metazoa, Nematoda, Chromadorea, Rhabditida, Strongylidae.
AGGGGUCCAUCAGAAUGUCACAACCUGCAGCAGCGACAGUGGUGCAACCGACAGUGACGGAGGAGAAAGUUACUAUACCUUCGCUGCUGAAACCUUUUAUGAAUCCAGGAAGCUAUGAAGAGCUCCACCGAAAAGCCAGAGAUGUCUUUCCGACCUGCUUUGAAGGUGCCAAAGUUAUGGUCAGCAAAGGAUUAAGUUCUCACUUCCAGGUCUCUCAUACGUUGUCGAUCUCUCCAGCAAACACAGGGUAUCGCUUUGGUGCCACCUAUGUUGGCUCAAAGGUUGUCGGUCCUCAGGAGCAAUAUCCUAUCUUCCUCGGUGACACGGAUGUUGCAGGAAACACCACUGCGACAUUACUUCAUCAGUUCGGUGACAAUUAUCGAGUACGUUUACAAGGACAAGUCCAGCAAGGUAAACUUGUUGGGGCUCAAGGGACGUUUGAGAGAAGAGGCCGCCUUACAACAUUAGGUAUAACUAUGGCCAAUACUGAUAUAGUGAAUGAGAGUGGAGUUGUGGUUACACAGCUGCUCCGAAAGCUCACUGAUCGGCUUGACAUCGGUGCGGAACUGUUGUACCAGUAUGGAAAGCAAAUUCCUGGUCAACAGGUUUCUAUGCUGUCAUACAGUGCCCGGUACACAACUCCGAUUUGGACAGCUGCAGCCACCCUCGGGUCUUCAGGUGCUCAUUUUACUUAUUAUCAUAAGCAGACGGAUAAUCUUGCAUUCGGGGUGGAAUUCGAAAGCAAUGCUAACGUCGGCGAGGCUGUUGGCACCAUUGCUUAUCAAGCUGAACUACCAGAUGAAGGUGUUACUAUGCGAGCUAGUAUCGACACAAAUUGGUCCGUUGGUGGUGUAUUUGAGAAAAAACUCAGCCAGCAACUACCGUUUACUCUGGCGUUGUCAGGGUUGUUCAACCAUGCCAAGGUAGCCGGCAAGUUUGGAGUUGGACUUAUAAUUGGUUGAGCUCAUCUUGCAUGGAAUACAGCUCACACUGCUGAUAAGCGUUUGGGUUGUUGUUUCAUUCUCAAAUAUGUAUAUCUCUCAAACUUGAUAUCACCCAAAAAUUUUCAUGAUUUUUUUCGCUCAUGAAGGUUUGUGUGAAUUCUAUUUUUACGCUGUCUGUUGAUUCUUGUCAUUUCAUUGCAUUGCGGUUAUCGAAGGCCUUGUUUUGAUAGAAUCUUGAAUCAUUACUGCUAAUGUCCUCUUGUAAACAAUGACAACUUUUCGUGUUGUCACUGACCCCUCUCAAAAUCCCGAACUUGAGGCAAUUCUGGAUCAUAGCUUUUAGUUUUACUACUUUUGCUGUUGUAUUGAAUUAAUUUCCGUUGUCAUUUUCACUAGGUUUCAAAUUUUUGUAGCUUAGUAUAGGCAUUUAGGAUCCAGGCAGUAUAGGUACCUCUCAUCUGAUGCACGUUGUUAUAUGUUCCCUGUUAUAAAGUAUAGAAUUUUUGUUCAAUGAAUAUUGUUGAGCGC